Setaria italica (foxtail millet) is the source of this 1967-nucleotide messenger RNA. Its product is annotated as probable inactive purple acid phosphatase 1. The coding region runs from base 12 to 1850 and encodes 612 amino acids. The record is from RefSeq and is a predicted model, not a curated record. NCBI's taxonomy places the organism in Eukaryota, Viridiplantae, Streptophyta, Magnoliopsida, Poales, Poaceae. Gene Ontology annotation, molecular function: metal ion binding; acid phosphatase activity. The transcript is spliced from 12 exons.
CAGGAACGGCAAUGGGGCUCCUGGUGGCGCUCUGGGUGGUUCUCGCACACGUUCUAACCUGCGCCGGCGUGCUGGACGCCGGCGAGCAGCCGCUGUCGAGGAUCGCCAUCCGGAAGGCGACGGCCGCCGUCGUUGAUUCGGCCAGCGUCGAGGCUCACCCCACGGUCCUUGGCCUCAAGGGUCAGAGCAGUGAUUGGGUUGUCGUCGAAUUCUCCCACCCGAACCCCUCCAACGACGAUUGGAUCGGGGUCUUCUCUCCUUCAGGCUUCAGCUCUGAAAUCUGCCAGCCUGAAAACUGGAUGGACCUCCCGCCCUUUCUGUGUACCGCACCGAUAAAGUUCCAGUAUGCGAACUUCACGAAUGAUGCCUACAACAAGAGUGGGAAGGGGUCCUUGAGGCUGCAGCUGAUCAACCAGAGAGCGGACUUCGCCUUUGCGCUCUUCUCUGGAGGCCUCUCAGCUCCGAAGCUGAUUGCUGUCUCAAACAAAGUGACGUUUGAAAAUCCAAAGGCGCCCGUCUACCCUCGGUUGGCACAAGGGAAAUCUUGGAAUGAAAUGACAGUCACCUGGACAAGUGGAUACAACAUCAAGGAGGCAAUGCCAUUCGUGGAAUGGGGCCCUAAAGGCGGACAUCAAAUGCUUUCACCUGCUGAAACUUUCACAUUUGGAAGAAAUAGCAUGUGUGGUCCACCAGCACGAACUGUCGGAUGGCGUGAUCCUGGUUAUAUUCAUACAAGUUUCUUGAAGGAGUUGUGGCCUGAUGCAUUAUACACUUAUAGGCUUGGUCACAGGCUAUCAGAUGGUACUCACAUUUGGAGCAAGUCUUACAGCUUCCGCGCAUCACCUUAUCCCGGACAAGAUUCUUUGCAACGUGUCGUGAUCUUCGGGGACAUGGGAAAGGCAGAGGAAGAUGGUUCGGAUGAGUAUGGUAGCUACGAGAAAGCCUCCCUGAAUACCACCAAACAGAUCAUCAAUGACUUGGAGAACAUCGACAUGGUCAUCCACAUUGGAGAUCUUUCUUAUGCAAAUGGCUAUUUGUCCCAGUGGGAUCAGUUUACAGCGCAGAUAGAACCAAUUGCUUCAACUGUUCCAUACAUGAUUGGCAGUGGUAAUCAUGAGAGAGACUGGCCUGACACCGGAUCAUUCUAUGGAUACAACGAUUCCGGUGGCGAAUGUGGUGUUCCUGCUCAGACUACGUUCUAUGUUCCUGCCGAGAACAGGGCAAAAUUCUGGUACUCGACGGACUACGGCAUGUUCAGAUUCUGCAUAGCUCACACUGAAGAGGACUGGAGGCCAGGAACUGAGCAGUACAAGUUCAUCGAGCACUGCUUGUCGUCGGUCGACAGGCAGAAGCAGCCAUGGCUCAUCUUCCUCGCACACCGGGUUCUCGGGUACUCAUCAGCCAGCUGGUACGAGAUCAUGAUGGGGUCAUAUGGUGAGCCGAUGGGCCGAGAAGGGCUCCAAGAUCUUUGGCAGAAGUACAAGGUUGACCUAGCGGUUUUCGGUCACAUUCACAACUAUGAGCGCACCUGCCCCAUCUAUCAGAAUCGGUGUGUCCAGGAUGGGUCUAACCAUUACAGCGGGCGGUUCAACGCGACGACCCAUGUCGUCGUCGGUGGCGGCGGCGCGAGCCUCUCUCCGUUCAGAGCCACCGUGCCGUACUGGAGCUUGUUCAGGGACAUGGACUUCGGGUUCGUCAAGCUCACGGCGCUCAACAGCUCGUUCCUCCUGUUCGAGUACAAGAAGAGCCGUGAUGGCAACGUGUAUGACCACUUCACCAUCUCGCGCAACUACCCAGACGUCAUGGCCUGCUCCGUAGACAACUGCCCCCGGACCACCAUGGCUGUUUGAGCAAACUCUGAAAUCCAGAAGGCAUGUUCAGUCUUCUUUUUACCAUUUUGAUUUGACCUUUAGGCGGUUAAGCCUUGUAUUUGCCGUUGUUGUCUGCUGCCCUCUGUAAAAAAAAAA